This is a messenger RNA of Parnassius mnemosyne (clouded apollo), 2562 nucleotides long. The record is from the annotation of a GenBank genome assembly. Lineage: Eukaryota; Metazoa; Arthropoda; Insecta; Lepidoptera; Papilionidae.
AUGGUUGUUUAUUGUACUGCGUGUAUGAAUAAUACUAGAAAAAAUAAAAAUAUAUCAUACUUUAACUACCCCAAGGAGUACAAUAGACGACAGGAGUGGUUAAAAGCUGUCGGACGAGAAGAUCUCCUUCCAAAACUUAUUGAUGAUAAAACAAGGCAACAAUACAGAAUCUGUGAGGUCCACUUCGAGAAAUCCUUUAUUAAGUUUUCAAAAAAGAGAACUGUUAAAUAUUUAUUUGACAAUGCUUUACCAACACUUAACUUGCCGACAUAUGACGGUGCUUGUUCGAGUUCCAGCCUGUGUGAGAACGUAUCUAUACAAGAAAAUCAGAACAUUAAAUUUAUACCUACUACUGAGAUAUCAUCAAGUCCAAAUAAUACUAUUGAUAAAAUAAUUAAAUUGGAAGAUCAAUCAUAUUACAGCAUUCAGAUGGAUGAUAUUCAAACUUGUGGAAGUAGAUCGGCGCAAACGGAACUUCAGCUUUCAGCGGACUCUCCAAGAAAGAGGAAGCUAUCACCUGAAUUUCGGGAAGCGAAAAAAGAUAAACAAUAUGAUUUAGAUAGUGUAACUGAAGACGACUUUUUUAAAUUGUGUGAUAAGUUUUUGACUAAAGGUAUGACUCAAAUUAUUAAAUGGCAAAAAGAUUUGAGGGGUUAUGACGAAAACCGGUAUAGCCGCCAUUUCAAAUAUUUCGCACUCAAUCUUCAUUACUCCGGUCCAGCAGCGUAUAGAUUUUUUACGAAUACAUUUUCUUUGCCUUCAUUAGUCACCUUACAAAAGUUAGUUAAGCCAAUAGGUACUAAGCUUGAUGAACGUUUGCUCUGUGCAUUAAAAAUGAAGGUUGACAAGAUGGGAACGCAAGAAAAAAUUUGCAGUGUUUGUGUAGACUGCAUGCCUUUGAAGGCUAAUCUGUGUUAUGACGUCAGAAACGAUAGAAUUAUAGGAUUCCAUGAGAUAAACGGGAUUCAGAAAAAAGAACCAGCUAAAUACGUUGUUGUUAUGAUGAUUCGUGGUAUUAUACACGAUUGGAAACAACCAAUAGCUCACUCGUUUGUUUCUCAAUGCAAAAAACAUACAGAACUAAAUGAUUGGAUUGACGAAAUUAUAACAUCAUUACUAAAUAUUGGUCUCGACAUACGCGUCCUUAUCUCAGAUUUAGGUUCAGAUUUCUUACGCAUUUCAAAGUCGCGUUCCGUGAUCAGGGAUAAAACAUAUUUUGAAGUAGACGGACACAAAAUUUAUUACAUGUUUGAUGUUCCGCAUCUUUUAAAAUGCGUGAGAAAUAAAUUAAAAACAUGUAAUUUCAUUUUUGACAAUAAAGUAGCAAAAUGGUCACAUAUUAGGGAACUAUAUAAUGAAGAUAAAAAGCGACAAAUUAGAUUAGCACCAAAACUAACUGAUACUCACAUAAAACCCUAUAAUUUUCAAAAAAUGCCUGUGAAAGUAGUCAAAGAGGUCUUGAGUCGUACUGUAGCAUCAGCUAUUAAUAGCUACGUAGACUUAAAUCUUAUCGAGGUUGCUGCAAGAGAUACCGCAGAUUUUCUGAACAAAAUUAGUAAUUUGUUUGAUUUAUUUAACUCAAGUACAUUGCAAUCUCCUAAUAAAUAUAAAAGAGCUUUUCGUGGCGAUAAUUAUCAAAUUGAGUUUUUAGAGGAAAUGCUAACAUUUUUCAAGAACUUAAAAUUAAUAAGAAGUGAUGGACAAAAAGACGUUACAAAUAUCAUGAAUUUCAUUCACGGAUUUCAAGUAUCUAUCAAAUCUUUAUUAAAACUUCAUGAAGAUUUAAAAUCACAAAAAAAUAAAUUUAUACUAACAAGACGUCUCAAUCGAGAUUGUCUCGAAAAUUUCUUUGGCAAAGUCAGACAGGCGGGUGGUAACCGCAAGAAACCAACGUGUCGACAAGUUAGUAAUGUCUUCAAUAAAGAGUUUAUAAUGAAUAUCUUAAAGAAACCUCAAAGUAUUAAUUGUGAUCAAGAUUUCGAAUUGUUACUUAUGAAAUCAGAAGCCUGUUGUAUUUUUAAUGCACCAUUACAAGUGUCGCAAGCGGACGAUGUUAUUGCCCCUGGGUUAAUGAUAGGAACAAAUGAUUAUCGAUUUGAUUUACCAGAAAAAAAUGUUAUAGUCUAUGUAUCAGUAUAUUUGUACAGAAAAUGUCAAGAACACCAUAAAUGUGAGAAAAUAAAAGUGUACGGUAAUAAAUCUGAACAACCUAUAAAUAUGACAAAAGAUUCCUUUUUCAACCAUUACAAGGCUUUUAUUGAAGAUAGUAUACGAUCGAGUUUUUUAACGAUACCUCCUGCCAAUUUUAUCGCAUUUGUUGAUUUGCUUGAACGAAAAUUUUGCGAAUAUUUUAAUCUUGAAACAAACAUUGUUAAUAUUGGUAAUGAUAUAUUUAAACGUGUGCAAGAUUGCACAUUUGAUAUGCCAUGUGAGUGUUUUCCAUUAGAUUAUUUAAAAAAACUUUAUAUUAGAUUUAGAAUUUACAAUACAAUUAAAAGGCACAACAAAUUAUUGAAAAUUAAAAAUUAUAACAACAAAAUAUUUAGAGUAAGUGGUUUGUAA